Aspergillus tanneri is the source of this 2178-nucleotide messenger RNA. RefSeq lists its product as uncharacterized. Bases 1 to 2178 code for a protein of 725 amino acids. The transcript has 4 exons. Lineage: Eukaryota; Fungi; Ascomycota; Eurotiomycetes; Eurotiales; Aspergillaceae. The record is from RefSeq and is a predicted model, not a curated record.
AUGAAGCCCACGGUCGUGCUGUUGGCCACCUUUCUGGUGCCCUCCGUCCGGGCCACGACGCCGUCGAUGCGCAUCGGAGUGCCUGCCGCGGUGACGGUGACAGAAACCAGCACCCAGACCGUCACUGUGUCGGAGACCUGCGAGGCAGCGCCAGUUCUGGCUGAGGUCUACUCGGCCGUCCCUGUGCCUUCGAUGGCAUCUGCAUCCAAUCCGCCAGAUCUCAUCACGACCACGGAAUCCAGUCUCUCUGCGCCGACGCCUGCGCCAGGAGUCGCGGUCCACGUUGAGCUGGGAAUUGACUGCGACUGCACAACAAUGACUAGCCUGACGACCCAUACGUACACCAUCACCGAUCCCACGGGGUCCACGUCGGUGAGCUACUCGACCGUCCCCAUCACCACGCCGUCGCCCACGACCACCUUCAAGACGACGCUGCCGCCCGUCACCAAAACCAGCCACACGACCAUCACGAGCACCAUCGACUGCGAGUGCGAAAGUUGUUGUGGCAAGGAGACGGUGACGGUGACAGUGCCGACCACCAUCACCUCGGUCACCACCUCGCUGGUGACCUCGACCGGCUAUAUCACCUCCUUCGUCACUCGCACCAUCUCCAGGACGGUGACCACGGCUGAGACAGUGUUAGUGCCGACCACGACGACCUUCACGUCGACGCUGACCAACACCAUCACGACCUCGUACAUUUCCACGCAGACCAUUACCCGGAGCUUCACCGAGACCGACACCGACACCGUCACCCAGCCGGGCCAGACCGUCACCCGCACCAACAACGGCACCGUGACGGUGACCGACAGUGAGACAGCUCCAGCCACGACGGUGACGAUCACCAUCUCUGAGCCUGGAGAGACCGUCACCUCGACGCUGUCUCCGUCGGUUACCUCGUUGCCAGCAUCGACCGUCUCAGUGACAGUGAUCAUCAGUACCACGAUCUUUGACACGGUGACCGUGCCUGGACCGGGCACGACCGUAACGGUCACCAACACUCCUCCUACCAACACCGUGACUGCAACUGGAACCACGACGGUGUCCAUCUGCCCAACCCUGUCCGUGAAUCCCACGUACACGCCGGCCGUUCGUCCGCCGCGCGAAUACACCUGGGGCUGUCCCCCCGGUUAUCUCUGCAAGCCCAAACACGUCGGACCGGCCGAGGGCUGCAACGUCGAAGCUGGGUUGCCGGCCGACGGCUAUGUGUGCCAUCCAGACGAGUGCAUCAAGAGUCCGCCCUUCAUCCAUGACCAGUUCUGGGGCAAACCGGGCGAGUCGCACGAGGUGGGAUCCUACUACAACGUCUCCCAGUCCUACUUCAACCUCAACCCGGAACUGUUCGGGCUGGACUACUCCAUCUUCCGCGUCCCCGCGACACCCGCCGACCUGGCGCUCUACUAUAAGCGGUCGGCCGGCGGACGACGCCGCAGUGAUCGCCUACAGUCGCGCAAGGAGAUCUCCAGGGUGCCCCCGGAGUGCUACGACGAAUGCAACGACGCUGCGCUGGAGGUCGAGUCGAGCGGCAAGACACCAGCCAUCUGUCAGUCCGGGUCGGCUUUCAAACGCUCACUGAGGAGCUGCCAGAAAUGCUCGGACCGCGAGAAGGACUCCAGUCUCGGCGGAUUCGACGAGGUGGUGCUGCCAAACUUUCAGCAGUUCCUCAAUUACUGCGAGGGUCACGCCAGCACGACCGCCGCAGGCAUCACCGUCACCACUUCAUCCCAACCUACAUCAACGUCGGAGUCAACCACGUCCUCGACUACAUCCUCAACUACGUCGGAUUCGAGCACAGGAUCCACCGCGGAUUCAACGGCGUCGACGUCAACCUCCCAUACAGCUCCAAUAACGAGAUCUACCGGCUCGCGGACCACGCUUCCAUUGGAACCCAGCUCGCCUGGAUCGGGCUCAACGCACGUGACGGCGUCCAACGGCGAGGCCACCGAGUCAACCACGAGCGUCCCCGUCCUCCCCAGCGGAACGGCAUCGUCGACCGGGGGCAGCGAGACGCCGAACCAGCCGGGCAACAGCGGAUCCGUCAGCCUGACGACGGGCUUCCCCGGCGUGCCCUCCGAGACGCCGCCACCCUUGUUCACGGGUGCUGCGAGCGCACUGACUGUGCCGUCGCAUUGGCAGAUGGUAGCGCCGGUGAUGGCCUUGAUGGCCUUGUUGGGAUAG